Molecule: messenger RNA, 2831 nt
Organism: Agrilus planipennis (emerald ash borer)
Lineage: Eukaryota; Metazoa; Arthropoda; Insecta; Coleoptera; Buprestidae
Product: maltase 2-like
Exons: 12
Coding region: 86-2779 (897 amino acids)
Biological process (GO): carbohydrate metabolic process
Source: RefSeq, a predicted model, not a curated record
AUGACAAUAUUUAGUUACCGUUAGCAUACCAGAGAAGCACGUACCAAAUUAUUCAGAGACCUAGUGUAGCACUUAUUUAAACACGAUGUGGACCAAAUUCGCUUUAUUUAUAGUAAUAGCAUCGUUUCUGAAAUUCUCUAGAGCAGCAGAUGAUGACUGGUUAAAACACGCGGUAGUUUACCAAAUAUAUCCACGAUCAUUUAAAGACAGCAACAACGAUGGCAUCGGGGAUCUUCAAGGAGUAAUAAGCAAACUUGAUUAUUUAUCAGAAACGGGGGUUAAUGCGAUAUGGCUUUCCCCGAUUUACCCCUCGCCUAUGGUGGACGCAGGCUACGACAUCAGCGAUUUCAUGGACAUACACCCGGACUUCGGUACAUUAGAUGAUUUUGAUGAGUUGCUUAUUAGGACAGCCCAUGAACUUGGCAUAAAAAUUAUUUUGGAUUUUGUUCCGAAUCAUACCAGCGAUCAGCACGAGUGGUUUAAAUUGUCCCAAAAUAACACUGAGGGAUACGAGGACUAUUACAUUUGGAAAAACGGCUACAAUAAUAAUUCAACAAUAGCCCCCAAUAAUUGGUUGAGUCAAUUCAAAUAUUCUGCCUGGGAAUAUGUGGCCCAGAGGAAUCAAUAUUAUUACCAUCAAUUUGCCGUUGCUCAACCUGACUUAAACUACAGGAACCCUAAAGUUGUACAAGAAAUGAAAGAUAUAGUCACCUUUUGGUUAGAUAAGGGCGUAGAUGGUUUCCGAAUUGACGCAGUUCCCUAUUUAUUCGAACAUUCCGAUUAUAGAAACGAACCGCGCUCUGAUGAUUUCGAAAAUUACCAACCUUAUGAAGCCGGCUAUCUUAAUCAUAUUUAUACUAUGGAUCAACCGGAAACUCUUGAUAUGAUUUAUCAGUUUAGAGAACUUGUGAACAAUUACAAACGACAGAAUGGAGGUGAUACCAGCUAUCUAUAUUUUAAGUGUAGCACUUAUUUAAACACGAUGUGGACCAAAUUCGCUUUAUUUAUAGUAAUAGCAUCGUUUCUGAAAUUCUCUAGAGCAGCAGAUGAUGACUGGUUAAAACACGCGGUAGUUUACCAAAUAUAUCCACGAUCAUUUAAAGACAGCAACAACGAUGGCAUCGGGGAUCUUCAAGGAGUAAUAAGCAAACUUGAUUAUUUAUCAGAAACGGGGGUUAAUGCGAUAUGGCUUUCCCCGAUUUACCCCUCGCCUAUGGUGGACGCAGGCUACGACAUCAGCGAUUUCAUGGACAUACACCCGGACUUCGGUACAUUAGAUGAUUUUGAUGAGUUGGUAAAGAAGGCCAAUGACGUUGGAAUUAAGAUCAUAAUGGAUUUUGUACCCAAUCAUACCAGUAAUCUACACAAAUGGUUUCAAUAUUCAGAAAAUAAAACUGAAGGAUAUGAGGACUUCUAUGUAUGGAAAAAUUCUUCUGAAAACGGUGUACCACCAAACAAUUGGAUAAGCGUAUUCAAAUAUUCCGCUUGGGAAUACAGCGAAGUUCGAGGAGAAUGGUAUUUGCAUCAGUUUGCCAAAGAACAACCCGAUUUAAACUACAGAAGUCCAGCUGUAGUGCAAGCCAUGAGGGACGUGUUGGUAUUCUGGAUGGACAGAGGAGUUUCAGGUUUCAGAGUCGAUGCCAUAAGUCACAUGUACGAAGAUAUACGAUUUAUAAAUGAACCUUUGGCUAAUGGGUAUGGCACAUACAAUGUCAGUAUUUACGACUGUUUGAACCACAUUUACUCAAAAAAUCAAAUCGAAACUUACUGGGAAGUAUACGCAUGGAGAACUCUUCUUAACAAUUACAGUGAAACUCAUAAUCGUGAGAAAAUGAUACUAAUGACAGAAGCAUGGGAAUCAACGAACCUCACCAUGAUGUUUUACGGAAAUGAAACUAAUGAGGGAGUGACUUUUCCAUUCAACUUCAAAUUUAUCACAGACUUAUCAACUUCAACAUCGGCCCAAGAUUUAGUAAAUGUCAUUUUAGAAUGGUUGAAUAAUAUGCCAGAAGGAAAAGUUGCAAACUGGGUGCUUGGUAACCAUGACCAACAUCGUAUAGCAACACGACUUGGUACUGAUCGGGUCGAUGGUUAUAAUUUAGUUGCUCAAUUACUCCCUGGUACUGUUCUUACAUACAAUGGGGAAGAAAUUGGAAUGGAAAAUGGCGAAGUAUCAUGGGAUGAGGGUCAAGAUCCCAGUGCGUGCAAUGGUUCACCCUUGGACUUUAAUUCCACGAGUAGAGAUUUUCAAAGAACGCCAUACCAAUGGGACAACACUACCAAUGCCGGUUUUAAUAAUGGAAGCAAAACAUGGUUGCCAGUGAGCAGUAAAUAUUUAUCAUGUAAUCUAUUAGACCAACGAUUCCCUGAAGACAAAAAAAGUCACUAUCAUGUUUAUAAGAGUGUUGUGGCUCUAAGAAAAAAUGAACCGUUUGUUACUGGAGAAGUAAGUCUGGCAGCAGUUACUGAAAGCGUUAUUGCUUUUACUAGACGAUUAGAUGGUCAUGAUGUCUACGCAGUGUUAUUCAAUUUAGGUGAAAACUCACAAAACGGAAACAUAACGGAAAAGUUUCCCCAACUAAAUGAGGAUUUGGAGGUUGUAAUAGCAAGUGCUAGUUCAGCCAGAAAUAUAGGCGACAAAAUUUCACCUUCCAAUUUUGAACUUGCUGCAUUUGAAAGUUUGGUCGUCAAGGCUAAAAGUGAUGGAUCAAUUUCCUCUGCUUCGAUUAUAAUUAAUGUUAUUUUGAUUUUGCCAAUUAUUUUUUAUAAAACACUAUAAUUUUUUGUAGGCAAAGCAACUUCCUCUUGUCAAUAAAUAUCAUUUUAGUUUU